GGCCUGGAUCAUGGAUGCGUUUGGGGGAAGGGAUCAUGGAGGAAGGGAUGCCAAGCUGCCGUGCGUCUGACGUCACGACGCUGGAGCGAGAGGAGGCGAUGAGAGGAAGGUGCAAUAAACACACAGGGCGUCUGCGCCUAUCUAAGUAGGACAAUAAAGUGGAAAAGGUAUCAAUGUUCUAACAAUGGAUUUGUCAGACAUGCUUCUUCUUGAAGUUUUCCUUUUCGUGUACCUACUAAACUACACCCAAGGACACUAUAGAAAUCCCCUGAACAAGUACAUCCGUCACUAUGAAGGCCUGUCCUACGACACAGAGCUUGUGCACAGCAACCAUCAGAGGGCUAAGAGGGCGCUCUCUCAUGAAGACAAGUUUCUUCAUUUAGAUUUUCACGCCCAUGGAAGGCAUUUUAAUUUACGAAUGAAGAGGGAAACCACCUUGUUUGCCCAAGAUUUCAAGGUAGACGUUUCAGGAGAUGAGAUUCCAUUUGAUACCUCUCAUAUCUACACUGGAGAAAUCUACGGUGAGAAAGGUACCCUGACUCAUGGCUCAAUCGUGGAUGGUAAGUUUGAGGGCUUCAUUCAGAGCUAUCAUGGCAACUACUACGUGGAGCCUGCUGAGCGAUACCUGGAGGGCAAAGACGUGCCCUUCCACUCAGUCAUCUACCAUGAAGACGACAUACACUACCCGCACAAGUAUGGCCCAGAGGGAGGCUGUGCUGAUAGCUCAGUGUUUGAAAGGAUGAAGAAGUACCAAGCUUCAGCCGUAGAGGAGCCACCCAAGGUGCUCCACACUGAGGCGGGCUUUAAUGACCCAGUGCUGCUGAGGAAGAAGAGGAUGGCCCAGGUUGAGAAAAACACCUGCCAACUUUUCAUUCAGACUGAUCACCUCUUCUACAAGUACUACAAGACCAGAGAGGCUGUGAUUGCACAGAUAUCCAGUCAUGUCAAGGCCAUUGAUGCUAUCUAUCAGGGCACAGACUUCAUGGGCAUUCGCAACAUCAGUUUCAUGGUGAAAAGGAUCAGGAUAAACACCACCAGUGAUGAGAGGGACCGAUCCAACCCGUUCCGCUUUGCCAACAUCGGCGUGGAGAAGUUCCUGGAGCUGAACUCGGAACAGAACCACGACGACUACUGCUUGGCUUAUGUGUUCACCGACAGAGACUUUGAUGACGGGGUGUUGGGUUUGGCCUGGGUGGGAGCCCCCUCAGGGAGCUCCGGAGGCAUCUGUGAAAAAAGCAAGCUGUACUCAGACGGAAAAAAGAAAUCUCUCAACACCGGUAUAAUCACUGUACAGAACUAUGCCUCCCACGUACCUCCAAAAGUCUCCCAUAUCACUUUUGCACAUGAAGUAGGACACAACUUUGGCUCCCCGCACGACUCUGGAUCUGAGUGCACCCCAGGAGAAUCCAAGAGCCAAGACAAAAAGGAGAAGGGCAAUUAUAUCAUGUAUGCAAGAGCUACAUCAGGAGACAAGCUCAACAACAAUAAGUUCUCCAUCUGUAGCGUGCGCAACAUCAGCCAGGUGCUGGAGAAGAAGAGAAGUAACUGUUUUGUCGAGUCAGGUCAGCCCAUCUGUGGUAAUGGCCUGGUGGAGCCAGGAGAGGAGUGUGACUGUGGCUACAGUGAUCAGUGCAGGGACCUGUGCUGCUAUGAUGCCAACCAGGCUGACAACAAGAAGUGCAAAUUAAAGCCCAACAAAGUCUGCAGUCCCAGCCAGGGUCCUUGUUGUACUGCUGAAUGCUCUUACAAGGGUCGUAAUGAGAAGUGCAGAGAGGAGUCAGAGUGCGCUCACCAGGGCAUGUGUAAUGGAGUCGGUGCCCAGUGCCCCACAUCUGAGCCCAAGGCCAACUUCACCGCCUGCCACGGAGAGACUCAAGUCUGCCUCAACGGGGGCUGCUCUGGCUCCAUCUGUGAGAAGUAUGGGCUUGAAGCGUGCACCUGUGCCAGCCAAGAUGGCAAGGAUGAGACUGAGCUUUGCCAUGUGUGCUGCAUGGAGAAGAUGAAUCCCAACACAUGCAGCAGCACAGGAUCAGAGCGCCUGGCUCGUUUCUUCAAUAAGAAAGUGACCACGCUGCCAGCCGGCUCGCCGUGCAAUGACUUCAAGGGCUACUGCGACGUUUUCAUGAAGUGCCGUCUGGUAGAUGCAGACGGACCGCUGGCCAGGCUGAAGAAGGCCAUCUUUAACCCAGAGCUCUAUGAAAACAUUGCAGAGUGGAUUGUGGCCCAUUGGUGGGCAGUGUUGUUGAUGGGUAUCGCCCUCAUCAUGCUCAUGGCUGGCUUCAUUAAGAUCUGUAGUGUGCAUACACCAAGCAGUAACCCCAAACUUCCCCCUCCCAAACCACUUCCAGGCACUUUGAAGAGGCGGCGAGCGCAGCAGCAGCAGCAGCAGCUGCAGCAGCAGCAGCAGCAUGCUAACUCUCAGGUGCAGCACCAGUCUCAGCACCCGCACGCCCACCAGCACGGACACGGCGGCCAGCGGCAACCCCAGAGGCAGCCUCAGCGGCAGGCGCAACCCCAGAGGCACCACCGUCAGCCCAGAGAGAACUAUCAGAUGGGCCAGAUGAGACGCUGAGACCCUGCAUCCUGCCCCCCUCCCCCCAAUGCCUUGGCUCCUCCUUGUGCCUACAGUGGGAAACAAAAGCGUCACUCCAUCCAAAGAAAAGCCUGACAUGGUUGUUAGUCAUCAUAUCCUCCAUUUACAGACAAAACAGACACGUGAAAAAGAGAAAAUACUAUCUAGCAACUCGAUUGGCUCUUUGUGGAGUGGACUCAAACAUCAGCCAUUUCCAAUGCAGUGCUAUCUAGCAUCCCGUUCCAUCUUUUAUUUUUCUUUUAAGGAGUGCCAAGGAGUAAAGGAAUCAUCUGUAGCUUUAGUACAUUCUGUGAUGUGUUUUUUGUUCUAUUGCAACGUCUUCUUGAGUGACACGCUCGUGGCUGCUGGUGAAUUGUUCAGUGAUUUUCUUUCGCCGUUCUAGCCAGGAAUGAGAGACACUCAGUGGGGAUUUGCAGCACUUUUGUGAUUUACACAUGUCAAACGGCAAAAGACACAGGCUCCGGUCUCUCGUGCAGACCGUCUUCUGCAUGUGACUGUACAUAUUUAGUGUAACAUAAGUGAAAACAAACUAUUUCUUCUACUGUAAAUGUGUAAUUCUUCACUUAUUUUCUUUUAUUUUUCGGUUAGUGCUCUCAGGACUCUUAACACAUAAUUGAAGGAAUGAUGGUUGUGAUGAGUUCCUUGGACGUUGCUGUUGAGGAUUUGGCGCCAUCAAGUUCUCUUCGCAGCCGUCCAGUCAGGUGGAUCUCUUUCACUUUGGUUAGAUUGCUAGAUUUCAAAUUUGAACAAGGUCACCAUAUCCCACUUUUUAGGCCUUCUCUGUUCAAGGUCCCUUUGUUCAUUUUUCUUUUAUUGUCUUGCUAACAUCAUGAUUUGCUCAUGUUGUGUAACAAGCUAGAUGAGGUAAAGAGUCAUGGGAACAGAAAGGGAAGAUCACCUUUUAUUGUCUUUACCGAUAUGUUUUUGAUAAUGAAGAAUGAAUAACCACUAACUGAAGCUGAUGAUAAUUCUAGAUAUGAAGGCGAGGGAACAUAAAGGCUGCUGUGACUUAGUUUAGAAGUGAGAGUGUAUCAUGUUACAGAGUUAGUAAACAUGAGUGUGGAAAUAAAUUUAAAAAUGACUCCAGUGUGGAUGUACAAAAAAAGUAAUUAUAUUAUUCUUCAGAUCGCGAAUCUAAGAACUUUUCAAUGUGGGCAUGCAGACACAUUUAUUAAAUGUGACUAAUAAUUGACCAAGGUCUGUAAUAUUUGUAUGUCACGCAACACUAUUUACUUUGACAGCUAUUAAUGUUAGUCUUAAAGCUAGUGGAAGGAGCAGUAUAAAGCAGCAGUAUUGUCACACUAUUCACACAUUUCCUCAGUGUGUUCACUAGUUUCACAAGAGACAAGCUGCUGUUUUAUUUACAACUCACCUGCAGUUAUCUCCCGGUCAGAUUUCAUCACAUACUCAAUCCCCUUGAGAGCUCAUGAGUGCAGGCCUCUGUGUGAGUUAACAUCAGCGUGCCAUAAAACUUUAUACAACUGAUCUUUUUGUGCACAGGUUUUAUAAAAAUACAGGAAGCACCUGUAAAGUUUCUGGAGCCACUUUAAAGGAGUGAAGGAGAUGUGAUUGUUUUUUGUUGGAUUGUUUGACCUCAGGUGUUUUCUUUCUCCCAUCGCUGCAGCACAGCAUGGGGGGCAUUUUUGAUAAUGAUAACAUGAUAACACUAACCAAAAGGAUGUGAUAAUCUGGCCAUGAUAUGUUGUGCAAAAUCUCAUGAUUUAUUCAUCGCGCAAGCAUUUCACCCACCAUUCAGAUUUAGCAAGUGGGUGAAAAGUUUGUGAAUUUUGCAUUAGGUAUUCGGCAAAGUACGUUUUUGUGCUCUGACUUUAUUUUAUCCUGGCAUUAUUAUUUGUAAACGCAUGCAAUACUAAUCACAACUAAUAUCUUACAACACUGUCCUGAUGGUUGUAAUAAUCACAUGUGCUCUGGAGGGGACAUUAAAAUCAGUGUGUCUCAGUUAAAAGUUUAUUUCACAUGGCAGAUGAAUUAGGCAGGUCAGCGGUCACUAUAAUAUGUCUGUACAAUAUGGAGCUCUUUUUAAAUUUCCUCUUCUAGGCUGGAUCGCGCCCGUUAAGCCUCGCGGAUUUACAUGUAAACUUGUAUAGUACUUCGAAAAUUUGCAUUUCAUUUGAAAAUGAAAAAUUACAUUUUGAUACAUCAGUUUCAUUUUUUGUAUUCUAAUUACAGAGUAAGUUGUUCAAAGAUGUUCAUAUGUGACAAACUUUAAUCUCCUCUAAGUUAUUUAUGUUCUUAUAUGUGCUAGUUGAACUGAAGUCUGCUUAUGAUACUUUUCUCCACCAUCAUCAAUGGUAAAACAAUUCAGGGUGAUGGAGUUAAUGUUACAUUCUCAUUUUUGUCUUCGUUCCCCCUGUGGCAUGGUUUGGGUAGAAGAGCAGAAGAAUAAUGCCUGUAAAUUUAUUUUCUUUUUAAUUUCGUAGUCUUGGUAAAGUUUUUAGAUAAACGUGCACUGAAAAUGUCCAAAUUGAGUUCAAAUGUUGUAGGUGAUGUAGGCCGAAAGAACACAAGAUUAAAAAGUAAUACUACUGUCUGAUUUUAAUGUUCACUGUGUUUUAUACAGUAUCGGAAAUUUUUGUUCACUUUGAACAUUUUUACAAAAAAAAAUUUCAAAUUGUAUUGUGCAAAGAGAUGUAAUUUUUGGAGUACUUGAAAUGCAUUAAUUAAAAGACUUGUUCAAAAUAAAAUAGACCCCUGUUUACUGUC
Molecule: messenger RNA, 5317 nt
Organism: Sander lucioperca (pikeperch)
Lineage: Eukaryota; Metazoa; Chordata; Actinopteri; Perciformes; Percidae
Product: disintegrin and metalloproteinase domain-containing protein 10-like
Exons: 16
Coding region: 185-2572 (795 amino acids)
Biological process (GO): Notch signaling pathway; membrane protein ectodomain proteolysis
Cellular component (GO): synaptic membrane; plasma membrane
Molecular function (GO): metalloendopeptidase activity involved in amyloid precursor protein catabolic process
Source: RefSeq, a predicted model, not a curated record